AGCAAAAAUGGCGACUGUGAUCAUCUGAUGCAGCAGUCCUGAUUUGAACAUCAGUGUCCAUGUAAAAUGCUGAUCCCAGACACAGCAGUGAGACCCAGUGAAGUAAUACUAUCUCAAGCAUGAAAUGGAAUUAACUGACCAUCAUGUCCACAGAAUCAUCUCUUAAUGCUGCUCACUUUGAGCGAAGCUUGUCUGCAUCAGCUGUUGACCAUACAACAAAUAAAUUCCUGUCAGAAGACUGCAAAAAAGACCAAAAUGGGAACGAGCAGCAAGAAUCUCCAACAGAGGGUCUCUUGGAUCAAACUGCAAAUGGACAUGAGGAAAAGUUAGAGGAAAUUAGCUGUCAGUUCAGAAAUGGCCAUGUUGAAGAUGGUGCUAAUUUAUCAGAUAAAGUUGCAGCAAUAAAAGUGGAAAGCAAUGGACUUAGUACUGUGUCAGAGGAAGAGAAAAAAGAGAAAAUGAAAGGUGAAGUGUUGGGGAAACCCCCUCUGCCUAAAAAUAGAUCCAACUCCAGUGCUGGAAAACAAUCAUGGUUACUGAGAUUGUUCGAGUCCAAAAUGUUUGAUAUGUCCAUAGCCAUCUCAUAUCUUUUUAACUCAAAGGAACCAGGAGUACAAACAUACUUAGGAAAUAGGUUGUUCAGUUUUCCAGAGGAGGAGGUGGACUUUUACUUGCCCCAGCUGCUGAAUAUGUACAUUCACAUGCAUGAUGUAGCAGAGGCCAUUCACCCCUAUAUUGUCUAUAGGUGUCGGCAGAGUGUGGAAUUUUCUCUUCAUACUGCCUGGAUUCUUAGUGCCUAUUCUGCAGAUGUAUUAAAGCCAAACUGGAAAAAUUCACAAGGCAUCAAAUUAAAGAAUAUGAUUCUAAAUGAAGAAUUAAGACCCAAAGUGGAUAAAAAAGUAGGAAACCUGCCAAGCCCCACCAUGCCCACUGUACUCCACCCAUUUACUGCCACCACACCCUCAAAGAAAACACACAGCAGAUCCAAGUCUGAUGCAACAGGUAUUUACUCAAAAUUGACCCACAGUCAGACUACAGGGAACCUCCAAAAGUCGAGUACAGGAGAUUUGUCCUCAGGACGAGCUUUUGACAGUGGCUGUAUUUGUGUGCAGUCCUCAGAGGGCAUUGUCAAUGAUCUCACUGGAAAGGAGACAGUCUGCCAUUGUGGUGCUCCUAGGUUAAAACCAGAAUUGGAAUUUGUCAAUGCACUGAUGAAUAUUGGAACUCGGCUGCAGCAGCUGCCCACUAAAGAACUCAGAACAUCGAGAUUAAUAGCAGAACUAGCCAUGUUGAAUCUGAAUUUGCCUGCCAGAGUCUGGCUUCCUUUCAACACAAACAACCACCAUCACAUUGUGAGAAUUCCCCAUACACAGGCCAUUGUUCUUAAUUCUAAAGAAAAGGCCCCGUAUUUACUGUAUGUGGAGGUUUUGGAGGUAGAGAAUGUCUAUUCUAGUCACAUACCUGGUAAACGACUGGAGAAUACGCUACGUUUUACCAAGUCCGAGGAGGACCUCACCACGUGUUACAGCAGAAAUAAUGGAUCCCCCCACCCCGAGUUCAGCAUUUAUGGAGGGUCGGAGUUCGAUGAUGCUGAAUGCUGGUCACAGGAAGAUGAUGAAAUAUUACAGUUUAAUGUCAAGACGAGAUCAGUAGAUACAUUAUCACAGUUUUCUGUGGAAAGCACCACCAGUGCUGAUAGUAAGGACCCGGUCUACAUUGCAGCAGGAGACAUUAGGAAAAGACUAUCAGAGCAUUUCACAGCUCCUAAAAGCAAAUUUGAGCGUGACCCAGAGGAUCCCUCAGCAGCUGCCCUUAAAGAACCUUGGGAGGAAAAAGUCAAGAGGAUUAGGGAUUCCUCCCCGUAUGGACAAUUACCAAACUGGAAGCUGUCAUCUGUCAUCAUUAAGUGUGGGGAUGACCUCAGACAGGAACUACUGGUGUAUCAAGUCCUCAAGGUUCUAAAGAACAUUUGGGAUCUAGAACAUGUGCCAUUAUGGAUAGAGCCAUACCACAUCCUAGUCAUAUCCAACAUGAGUGGAAUGAUCCAACCUGUGGAUAAUACAGUCUCUAUCCACCAAAUCAAGAAACACAGCAAGAAGUCACUCAAGGAGUACUUCAUCCAGGAGUUUGGAGCCGUGAACAGUGAGGGAUUUCUGACAGCCCAGAGGAACUUUGUACAGAGCUGUGCUGGUUAUUGUCUGGUGUGUUACCUGAUGCAGGUCAAAGACAGACACAAUGGGAACAUUCUACUUGACAGUGAUGGUCACAUUAUUCACAUUGACUUUGGAUUUAUCUUGUCAACUUCACCAGGCAAAAAUCUAGGAUUUGAAAACUCACCCUUUAAACUCACACACGAAUUUGCAGAGGUUAUGGGAGGACUGGAGAGUGAUAUGUUUGAAUAUUUUAAGAUUUUAAUUUUACAAGGAUUGGUAGCAUCAAGGAAGCACAUGGACAAAAUCAUUCCCAUUGUGGAGAUCAUGCAAACAGGUUCAGGACUGCCUUGUUUUGGGAAUGGUGUAAAUACAAUACGGCAGUUGAAGGAGCGAUUUCAUCUGAAUCUGACAGAAGAACAGCUUCAGCUAUACGUGGACCAACUAGUCGAGUCGAGUCUCAACUCGCUUACCACGUCUCUGUACGACAAAUUCCAGUACUUCACUAACGGCAUUCUGUGAGAUUUAGAAAGAGGGAGAGAUUGUAGCAGAAAUGUUGGAUGGUAGAGACUUAGCAGAGAGAAUUUGGAGAUUUAGAAAUUUCCCCGGACUAGUCAGAUAUGGUGUACAUGUAUUAUUGCACAGAAAGUUGCCAAAUUUGUUCACGAUAAUCUCAAACAUGUAAUUUUAUGUGCAAUGGCUACCUCAAAGAAAUGGAUUUCUUCAAGAUAAAUAUACUGUACCAACGUCUUUUAUAAUAAUUUUAAAUUAAAGUUUAAGAAAUAUUUUAGAUUUAACGAGAAAGAGCUCGGAGAAAAUUAUAUGAGACUGUUCAUAUAUUAAUUUUAACAAAAUAAUCUUUUUUUCAUCAAUGAUUGAAAUACUUUACUUUCACAUCAAUGUAUGAAAAUAUUUAUUGUUUUGACUUAAACAAGCUGAAUUGAGAUUUUACUGUAAAUUAUGUGUAAAAAUGUAUAUUAUUUAUGAUGGUGCAUAUCUUAAAGGCUGGAUUUUAUGUUUUGCACUCAAAAUUGAAUAUCUGCAUGUUUUAUUUGUGGAAUUUUAAAGCACUUGCCUUAUGUCAAAGUGCAUACAGUUACAUUAUUUGUGAUAAAACAUUUAGUUUCAAUUUAUGGUAGUGCUAAAUUAAAAAUUAAUAAUAUUAGUUUAUUUGGAAUUUUAAAGUCAAAGAAAUUGAAGAUGUCAUUUUGAAUUUCUACCUUCACCGAAUAUAAAAAUCAAGUAAUAUUGAUGUCGAUAUCUAAACAGAUAAAAAUCAAUAUAGUUUUAUAGAGAAUUUUAACCAGUUAAUGUGCCAUACUUUGUACAUUUAAUUAAAUAUUUAUUAACAAAAUAAAAUAAUUUUAUGUUAUUAACUUUGAAUGUUGAUCAGUAGUUUUUUUCCCCCCAAGAGAUUAAUUCUGUUAAGUGAAAACAAAGCACAGUUCACCAAGAGAAAUUAAAAUUAAAAAGGGAUAUUAAAUACAUGUAUUUAGAAAUAUUGAAAAAAAAUUGUUUUGUAAACAUAAAAAAAAUUAUUUUAAGCUUAAACAUAACGAUAUAAUUCAUGUAAAAGUCUUGCUGACUUCAGGUCAAAUUUGAACUGGUUGUUGUUUCUUAUGUAAUUUUUGAUUUGCAAUGCAUCUGUGAACAAAUUAUGUAUAAGGGUAUCUAGUUGUACAAUAUUUAAGCUUUUUCAUCUUAUAUAAGGCAUAAUUUUUGCAUUAUUAAGAAAAACCGACAUAAAACUUGCAAUAUUGAAUACCUGUAAAUUCACACUGUAAUGUGAUACAAGAGCUAAUUUCAAUGCAAUGUUUACCUGCUUUAGUAGGUUGUGUGUGUGUACCUAACAAUUUUUUGUCCGUCUUAUAUCUGUGUAUGAUGAUUUUGUAAUGAUGGGCAUUUUUUAAGCAAUUAAUUAAAAAUUUAUGAUUUUUAAUUUUAACUGUACAUUGCAAAUAUCAUACAAUGCUACAUGUGUAAUUCCUCAUUAAUGAUAAAACAUUUUUCAAUGGAUUGCAUAUACUGAGCCAUUGGAAUGACCUUCUCCUGUUAUAAUAUAUUGAUUAUCAAUGCAAUUUUAUGUACAGAACAUGUUUAUGUAUGUGUAAUUAUUCAUUUUUAUACCCCUUAUUUUGAAGAUCAUACAUUACUCAGUCCAUUUGUCUAUCCACAACUUUAAACAAUGGCCAAAUUUAGGAUUUUAAGUACACAAUAUAAAUUUUUUUAAUUGUUAAAGAUGAAAGUUUCCUAAGGUCAAGACCAUUUACUGUUAAUGUUACUCACCAAAGGUAAAAUAAAUAUGUACCACCGAGGGAUGGGUCUGGGAUGGGAGAAUUAUGUUUUUUAAACACUUCUUUUUUUCCAAAGACAAAUAUGUAUGAAGUAUAUAAUUUCCUAGUCAAUGCAUUUACUCAUCAUGGAAUGUAUGCAAGAAAUUAGUAUUUUUUCUAAAAACUGCAUACAUGUAAUAUUUAGAAAGAUUCCCAUGUGUUGUGUUGUUCCUUUGCAGCUUGGCAACCCUGACAAUCUGCUUCUUAAUUGUACUCACUAGACCACUCACAUUUUUGAAUAUGAAUGGCUUGAUAUUUCUUUGAAAAAUAUUUGUCAGAAGGAAACAUACAUGUUAAUAAGAAAUAUAUUUAUUAUUAAUUUAAUGUAGAUACAUGUAACUUGUUUUCAGGAAUUGGUUAUUUAAUAUUUCUUUUAUCACAAAUACCAAAUUUAUGUGUAAAAUUACACAUAUUUAGUUCUUGGAGUACAGAGUACCUGUAUUUAGACUUCUGAUGACUGCAUUAACACUUACAUCUCAUCUUUUUUGAAAAUGUACAUUUGUAAAAUCACUAACCCAUUGCACUGAACAAAGUUGCUUCAUUUUGUGAAAUGUCACAAAGAUUAAUUAAAAUAUGAAUAGAAGAAA
Messenger RNA from Saccostrea cuccullata (small rock oyster), 5070 nucleotides. RefSeq names its product phosphatidylinositol 4-kinase beta-like. Gene Ontology annotation, biological process: phosphatidylinositol phosphate biosynthetic process; phosphatidylinositol-mediated signaling. Gene Ontology annotation, cellular component: membrane; cytoplasm. Gene Ontology annotation, molecular function: 1-phosphatidylinositol 4-kinase activity. The transcript is spliced from 15 exons. The record is from RefSeq and is a predicted model, not a curated record. Lineage: Eukaryota; Metazoa; Mollusca; Bivalvia; Ostreida; Ostreidae. The coding region runs from base 144 to 2672 and encodes 842 amino acids.